Messenger RNA from Raphanus sativus (radish), 3652 nucleotides. Its product is annotated as translocase of chloroplast 159, chloroplastic. Gene Ontology annotation, biological process: protein targeting to chloroplast. The record is from RefSeq and is a predicted model, not a curated record. The transcript has a single exon. The coding region runs from base 228 to 3569 and encodes 1113 amino acids. Gene Ontology annotation, molecular function: GTP binding. Gene Ontology annotation, cellular component: chloroplast outer membrane. NCBI's taxonomy places the organism in Eukaryota, Viridiplantae, Streptophyta, Magnoliopsida, Brassicales, Brassicaceae.
CUAUUCCACACCAUAACUUCCACAGCCACCACAGGUCCACAAGCUCCAGAUAAACCCUCACAAAGCCCUACAAAUCUUAUCAGACAAACAACAAACAAACAAACACACAAAAAAGCUUCCUCUUUUGUUCUUCUUCCUUGUUCGUUUUCCUUUGUUUUCUUCCCUCUCUCAUUUGAUGCUUUUUUUGGGGCAAAUAACAAAACUAUAAAAAGAGAGGGUAAUUAAAUAUGGAGAGGCGGGAGAGGCUUCGAGGCAUAUCGAUUAUCGCGGCAGAAGCGGUUAAUCCGGAGAAGUCACGAGGAAUCGCGGUUCCUGCGGUAAGAGCGGUGGUGGCCGACGCGCUGCUUCUCACGCGCAGUCUCUCUGGCACGUUUUCAUCUCCUGGUUCGAUUUCAAUCCGUGCACCAGUUACGCUUGACGACGAGGAUGACGAUGAUGAUGGUUCUGUUAUCGAGGAACAUAACUCAGCUAGUUACAGUAAGGAGAUUGAUUCCGGGACUGAUGAUGAUGAUGAUGAUGACGACGGUUUUGAGUCUGUCUCUGGGGAUGCAGACGACGAGGCUGAGUUAGAGGAUGUGAUUAGGGUCUUAGGGGAAGAGUCAGUUGGAGAAAACGGAGAUGGGAGUGAGUUUUCACCACUUGGACGUGAUGUUGAAGAGGAAGCUUUUUCGGUGAAUUACUCUCCUUUAGAGGAGGAAGAGAGUGAAGUUAGUGACGCUGAUGAAGAUGGUACGAAAGCUGAAGUAGUCAUUCCCCGGGCCAGUUUGUCUUUGGAUGACGAUGAGGUUUUGGGUAGCAGUGGCGAUGAAGAGGUUGCUUUGUUGCGUGUGACAAGGGGUUUGGGUGAUGAAGGAGCUGAAGUCGAAGAUAGGAUCUUGUUGCAGUUUGGAGAUAAGGGGAUGGUUGAUGAACCAGAGUGCUCAGGUUCUGUUCUGACUGAUGUCGUUUCCACGGAGGAUGAGGCGGUUGAGAUGAAGGUGACAACAGAUGGGUUAGAAGAUGGUUCUGUUGAUGAUUUUGUGGUGGAAAAUGAGGCAAGUGUAGGCUUGGAUGGAAGUUCCAGGAAACUCAUUGAUGAAGGGGUUGUUGAUAGAACCGCCACCAAGGAGGAUGGUGGUGGUAGCAUUCAUGAAUCUGACGCAUUGAUGAAGCCAGGUGACGUUGAAGGAGUUGAAGGUAGUGCAGUUGAAUUAGGAGAAAGGGGAGUGACUGUAUUAUCUGAGGGCUCAGGCUCUGUAACAGGGGAACUUGUUUCCACUGAGGAAGAUGUGGUGCAAGUGAAUCUUUCUGAUGAUGCUUCGGUGUCCUUUGAGACUGCGCCAGGAGACUGCAGUGAGUUUGUGGUGGACUGUGAAGGAAACGCUGUAGAUGCGGAUGAAGGGUUAGAUGAAACAUUCAGCGAGCUUGUAGAAAAAGGGGUAGGUCAAGAAAGUGUCAGCAAGGAGAGCGAUAAUAAAACUGAUGACGGUAGAGCUUGUGAAGCAGAUGAGUUGAUGAUUGAAGGUGAAGAGUCUACUGGAUUAGGAAGCAGAGAGUCAGAGGAUGAAGACACUGGAUUCAUGAUAGGCGAGGCAAACGUACUCACCGAAAAUGCUUGCAGUGCUGUUGGAAAAUUAGAAAGCCCGGAAUGUGAGGACGAACCUGAUAUUGGUAUGAGUUCUGAAAGUUCUCAAGUGACUCCAACUCUGGAUUCUGCAACGACGAGAAACCUUGACGUCUCUCGAGGAGUAGAUGUUGCUGUAAGUGGGUGUGAUUCUUCCAACCAAAAAGCUGUCCAAAAGACUGAGAAAGAAGGAACACAAGGAUCAGAGGAUAUUGAUAGGAAGCUAUCACUUCCUGAUGAAGAUAGAGCAUCUAGUUUAGCAAGUUCCUUUGAAAUGGCUAAUGAGGGUGUGGAAAAUGGGGAGCAGAUUGAUAAGCAAGUCAAUUUUCAGUCUGAUAGUGUACCGAAUCAAAUCUCAGUGGGCAUAGAAGAAACCAGCUUGCUUUCGGUUAAGGAUGUUGAGAGAAGCAUGCCUGAACAUUCUUGUGUAACGGAAAAUGAGACACAGAUAUCACGGCUGAUUCAUAACCACACCUGUAUGGAGGAGCUUGACGAGUUCGAAGGAACAGGUGAUACAAAGGAGAAACUCACUGAAUCCACUUUCCAGAAUCAUUCUGAAGAAUUAUCCCCCGAUCCGUCUUUGCAGCUGAUAAGUGGGAGAGUGAAGGAAAGAAUUGCGAAGAGCAAGCUCUUGAAAGAUAAGAUCCAGCGGAUUAUAAAAGGAAUAGAUCUUUGCAAUGAAGAUUCAGCUGUUACUGAAGCUGAUGAGUCUCAGCAGAGCCUAGUAGGUGAAGAGCAUCACACGUCCUCACAGCUUGAUGAUCCUCCCUUGCAUGACGAAACAAAGACAAAGCUGCCUGAACAAGAGCUUCCUCUUGGUCUAGACUUGUCCAUUAACGUCCUUGUCCUCGGGAAAACCGGGGUGGGAAAAAGCGCAACGAUUAAUUCUAUCUUUGGGGAGACUAAAGCUACCGUCGGUGCAUUUAGAGUUACCACAAAGUCUGCAAACUACGUAGUUGGGAAUGUAGGAGGGAUCCUGAUAACAAUACUUGACACGCCAGGUCUCAUGUCCUCUGCAAGCGAGGAACGGUAUAAUCAGGAUGUGCUCGCGUCGAUAAAGAAGAGCAUGAGAAGGUUCCCAGUUGAUGUCGUACUCUAUAUUGACCGUCUAGACGAGAAUCCAGACGUCCGUUUACUUAGAACCAUCACCAGUUCUUUAGGCUCAUCAAUAUGGCGAAACGCUAUCGUGGUCCUAACUCACGCAGCUUCUGAUGUCCCAGAAGAUUCAUCAAGCUACACUGCUCAGAGAUCUUCUCUUAUGCAUCAGUCGAUCAGAGAAGCGGUUCCAGAGUUGAGCUGUGUAGAGCAGAGAAAGAUGCCUGGAAUUGUUUUGGCAGAGAACAACAUGAGUGGAAACAAAACCAGCGAGUCUACUUGUCAGGACUGGAGACUGAACCUGCUGAUCUUGUGUUGUUCGGUUAAGAUCCGGUGCAAAUCCGGUUCUUUGCUAAAGGAGAACACCCUUGUAGAAAAGCCGGAUGCGUUUGACUCCUCGCAGCUUCGCUCUUUCACAUUGUUCUGUUCCUUGUGGAAUAUGUUGCUUCUUGGUUCUAAUAACCAAGGACAUGCUUCUCAGUCACUUGAUGAUGAUGAUUUGGAGGAGAAGAAAAGGCGUUUACUGGAAUCGUACCCUGAAAUCCUCUGGGACGAAGAGAGUCAGGAAAGUCUGGAGCAACAAGAAACUCCUCCCGUGAAGAAUCAAGGCGAGGAGAGAGAAAGUGUGAGAAGAGGAAGAAGAAGAAGAAGUGGGAGACUUGGAUUCCAAGCUACGAAAAGGUUGGGUAUCUAUCUCGAGACAAGUGAUUUGCACACAGGGUUUUCAAUGGGAAGCGGUGGAAGUAGGAAGGUGGAACAAGAGGAAGGGAAGAAGAUGGUGGUGAGGAUGAGAGGCUCGUUGUCUGUUUUAGGAUUGGUUCAUGUGUUGAUGUCUGUAAUAACUAGUGUCUACGGUCGGAAGGAUAUUUAAAAUUGGGCAAGUUGUAGUAGAAUUUGUAACAGCAUAUUCUUAUAUGAGCUUCUGUUUAUACUAUUUGAGGAACAUACAAGACC